UUACCAACACUCCUCCUCUUUAGACCAAACUCCGCCUCUCUCUUCCCCCAAAUUCAAAAGGGGGCGAAAAAAGGGGGGAAAAAAAAUCAAAUUUUUAUCUAAAUUCUCAAAUCGAAGGCAAGAGAUCGCAAGAAAUCUCCGAUCUUUGCCCUAGGACUCGAGAAAUUGUUGGAUCUGGUUUAUAAAUAGCCACGAUAUUGGGAGAACUAAAAAGGUGGAGUUGUAUUCGUUUAAAUUUCCAUUUAGGGCAUGGCAUCAGCUAGUGUGGUGCAUUCAUCAGGGUUGAAAAAUAUAAAUGGUAAUAAUAUUGGCAUGGACAAGUUGCCGGAGGAAAUGAAUGAUAUGAAGAUAAGAGAUGAUAAGGAAGUUGAAACUGUAGUUGAUGGAAAUGGUACAGAAACUGGACAUAUAAUUGUAACAACCAUCGGCGGGAGAAAUGGUCAGCCGAAACAGACUAUAAGCUACAUGGCAGAGCGCGUUGUUGGUCAUGGAUCCUUUGGAGUUGUCUUCCAGGCGAAGUGUCUGGAGACAGGGGAAACAGUUGCAAUUAAAAAGGUUCUUCAAGACAAGAGGUACAAGAACCGUGAGCUGCAGACCAUGCGACUCCUUGAUCAUCCCAAUGUUGUUGCUUUGAAACACUGCUUCUUUUCAACAACAGAAAAGGAUGAGCUGUAUCUUAACUUGGUUCUUGAAUAUGUACCUGAGACUGUUCACCGUGUGAUUAAACACUACAACAAGAUGAACCAACGUAUGCCGCUAAUCUAUGUCAAACUUUACACGUACCAGAUUUGUAGAGCAUUGGCUUACAUCCAUGGUAGCAUUGGGGUGUGCCACAGGGACAUCAAGCCACAAAACCUUCUGGUUAACCCACAUACCCAUCAGCUGAAGUUAUGUGACUUUGGAAGUGCAAAAGUUUUGGUGAAAGGAGAGCCAAAUAUAUCUUACAUUUGCUCUAGAUACUACAGAGCUCCUGAGCUUAUAUUUGGUGCUACUGAAUACACUACAGCAAUUGAUAUUUGGUCUGCUGGUUGUGUUCUAGCUGAGCUCCUUCUAGGACAGCCUUUGUUCCCUGGAGAGAGUGGAGUGGACCAGCUUGUUGAAAUAAUCAAGAUCUUAGGUACGCCGACAAGAGAAGAAAUUAAAUGCAUGAACCCUAACUACACAGAAUUUAAGUUUCCACAGAUUAAAGCUCACCCAUGGCACAAGAUCUUCCACAAACGAAUGCCACCAGAAGCUGUGGAUCUUGUCUCCAGGCUUCUUCAGUACUCCCCAAAUUUGAGAUGCACUGCUUUGGAUGCGUUAGUUCAUCCAUUUUUUGAUGAGCUCCGAGACCCAAACACCCGCCUACCAAAUGGACGGUUCUUGCCUCCACUCUUUAACUUCAAGGCACACGAGUUGAAGGGAGUUCCAGCAGAGAUACUAGUGAAGCUCAUCCCUGAACAUGCAAGAAAGCAGUGCCCUUUCUUAGGUUUGUGAGACGACAGGCUGGGUCUCUACUAAAGGAGAGAAGCAUGCUCUUGUGAAGUUAGCAGCUUGCGUGUUGAACUCCUGAAUGCUUUCUAUGUCGCCAUUUUUCUUGUUUUACUGCGUGUACGUUGGUGAUCCUUGUUAUGUAAAGCAAAUGCAGAAGCGUGUCUUCUGAUGUAUCGGAAUCUUGAUGUGCCUGCUAACUACCGAAAGAUGUAACAUUAUAUAGAGGAGAAAAUAUUGCUUUUAUUUAGCCUGUUAGUUUCGGUUAUAUGAGACCACUAUGUUCAGCAAGCCUUAAUAGAUGUGCGUGACUCGAGAUUGGAUUGCAGUUUC
Molecule: messenger RNA, 1803 nt
Organism: Asparagus officinalis (garden asparagus)
Lineage: Eukaryota; Viridiplantae; Streptophyta; Magnoliopsida; Asparagales; Asparagaceae
Product: shaggy-related protein kinase alpha-like
Exons: 13
Coding region: 250-1476 (408 amino acids)
Biological process (GO): protein phosphorylation; signal transduction
Cellular component (GO): cytoplasm
Molecular function (GO): ATP binding; protein serine/threonine kinase activity
Source: RefSeq, a predicted model, not a curated record